AUGCAUGAGACCCAAAUCAUUCAACUAGCCAUCACCUCGAAAAAGCAUGCUACCCUUUCUUCUAUACCUUCACAAGGACUUGAUCCUAAGGAACCGGCUUGUUCUAUCACCACUAGGAGUGGUAGGGUCCUUGAGAGUGAGGUUUCUAAGAAGAGUGAUGCGAAAGAGAGUCCAAUUGAGAAUGAGGGAGAUGAGAGCCCUUUGGUUGAGGAAGUUGCUAAGGAACAAGUUGAGAAGGUGAAAGAGAAAGAAAAAGAAGUCUACAAACCCAAACUUCCUUACCCCAAAAAAUUCAAUAGGCACAAAUUGGAUGAACAAUUUGGGCAAUUCAUUGAGAUGCUUAAGAAAAUUCAUCUUUCUAUUCCUUUCACCGAAGUCUUGAAACAAAUGCCUAACUAUUCUAAAUUUCUUGAGGAAAUCUUGAGCUGUAAGAGAGAUUGCAACAUGGUGGAAUCGAUGAGUUUGGGGGAGUGUUGUAGUGCCUUUAUCCAUAAUGACUUUCCCCCAAAGAUGAAAGAUCCCGGAAAUUUCUCCAUCCCUUGCAAUAUUAAAGGGAAAUUAUUCCAAAAUGCCCUUUGUGAUCUUGGUGCUAGCAUCAUUCCCUAUUCCGUUUGCAAGAGACUUACGAUAGGUGAGCUCCUUCCAACCAACAUGACCCUUCAAUUGGCUGACCAUUCUAUUAAGUUUCCUAAAGGUAGAGUUGAGGAUGUUCCCCUCAGGAUAGGAGAAUUCACUAUCCCCGUUGAUUUCACUGUGUUAGAGAUUGCAGAAGAUGACCACAUUCCUAUCAUUUUAGGAAGACCCUUUUUAGCUACUUCAGGAGCUUUGAUAGAUGUUAAGGGAGGUCGUAUUACUUUGAGAGUUGGUAAUAAUGAGGAAAGUUGUGAGUUAAAACUGAUGCAUGAGUCUUUGUCCCUUGUGAAAGGAAUCAUGUGUGUUAAUUCCCCUCGCUCCAUUGAUAAUGUGUGUGUGAUUAAUUUUCAACUAAUGAUUUUCAUGAGAUUUUUGAUGAUGUGCUUGUGA
Chenopodium quinoa (quinoa) is the source of this 1023-nucleotide messenger RNA. RefSeq lists its product as uncharacterized. The transcript has a single exon. NCBI's taxonomy places the organism in Eukaryota, Viridiplantae, Streptophyta, Magnoliopsida, Caryophyllales, Amaranthaceae. The record is from RefSeq and is a predicted model, not a curated record. The coding region runs from base 1 to 1023 and encodes 340 amino acids.